AUGUCGCCCAACCUCCCAAAGACCUACCGCGCAGCCUUCGUCGAGUACAAGUCACCCAAGUCGGGCCACAUCGUCGUCAAGGUCCUCGCUUCGGGCGUCUGCCACUCGGACUCCAUCGUCGUCGACCAGGCGAUGCCAACCGGUCUCCCCCGUGUUCCGGGCCACGAGAUCGUCGGCGAUGUCGUCGAGGUGCCCGAGGACGAGAAGAGGUGGAAGGUCGGCGACCGUGUCGGUUCGGGCUGGCACGGAGGCAACUGCUUCAACUGCGACCGCGGCGACUUCGUCACCUGCGAGAACGAGAACAUUAACGGCAUCAUCACGGACGGCGGACACGCCGAGUACGUGACCUUGAGGACCGAGGCGGUCUGCUACAUCCCGCGCGAGAUGGACCCGGCCAAGGCUGCGCCCCUUCUCUGCGCCGGUGUGACGACCUUCAACAGUAUCAGGAACAUGGACGUCCACCCGGGCGACGUUGUGGCGAUCCAGGGCGUCGGCGGUCUCGGCCACCUCGGCAUCCAGUUCGCCAACAAGAUGGGUUACAAGACGGUCGCCGUCUCUCGCGGACCGGAGAAGAAGGACUUUGCGACCAAGCUCGGCGCGCACGUCUACAUCGACUCGAACGCCGAGGACCCCGCCGAGGCUCUUCAGAAGCUCGGAGGCGCAAAGGUUAUUGCUGCCGUCGCUCCCUCGGGCAAGGCGAUGGAGCAGCUGAUCGGCGGACUCGCCGUCAACGGCCAACUCCUCACUCUCGCCGUGGCCGACAAGCUCGAGGUCCCGAUCAUGACGCUCAUCCAGAAGCGCGCGAGCGUCCGUGGAUGGCCCUCGGGCUCGGCGGCCGACUCGGAGGACACGGUCAAGUUUGCGCAGACGAGCGGCGUCGAGUGCAUGGUCGAGGAGUACCCGCUUGACAAGGUCAACGAGGCGUUCAACGCGAUGAUGGAGGGCAAGGCUAGGUUCCGUUCCGUCCUCGUCUUCAAGUAG
Molecule: messenger RNA, 981 nt
Organism: Rhodotorula toruloides NP11
Lineage: Eukaryota; Fungi; Basidiomycota; Microbotryomycetes; Sporidiobolales; Sporidiobolaceae
Product: alcohol dehydrogenase
Exons: 9
Coding region: 1-981 (326 amino acids)
Molecular function (GO): oxidoreductase activity
Source: RefSeq, a predicted model, not a curated record